GGGGAUGAAAUUUAAGAGAGUCCACGCCUCUGCCUGGAUCGAGACGUCGCUCCCUGGUCAUAUGACUUCCAUUUCCUGGUAGAGUCGGCGGCAGCUCGGCUAUAUCCCAAACGACUGAUCGUCCCUGUCGUGGUUUUUCGUCUUUUCCCCUGGUUCUUGACACUCCAGACUACCAAGCGAUCAUGUCCCGAUAUGCUCCAUUUAUUUUAUCCCUUUUCUUUGGAAUAGCGUUCCAGGUGUCGCAUGGCAUUGAGGUGAACAUCAAAGAUAAAGACGGCAAGUUGUGCCUCUAUGCCAAUCUAACGGUCAACUUCUCAGUCUCAUAUGAGGUACCUAGCAACAUGAACAUAACUACCAAGUUUGGACUUCCUGAAAAAGCCACAACAGCUGGAAGUCAGUGUAAUGCCAAAAACUCAACACUGAAGCUUAAUUUUGGAGAGGGGAACUCCUGGAGUGUGAACUUCAGCAUGAAUGGAACAAUCUACCAGGCAGACUCCAUCACCUUUUUUUACAAUCUCAGUGAUUCGGCUUACUUUCCUCGUUCUCUGUCAAAUGAAACUGUAUCUGUGACCGUGAAUCCCCAGAUUACAAAUGUAGUUUUGGACACCUGCUAUUCAUGCAGGAAUAACGACAUGAUCCAAGCUGAAUCGGUCAAUAUGACACUGUGGAAUGUGCUCAUGCAGGCUUUUGUCAGUAACGGCAGCAAGUCCGAAAACAUAACAUCUUGUAGGGCUGAUCAACCCACAACCACUUCUUCUCCUACCACUCAUUUUACCAGCACUACCACUGCAACUCCCACCACAACCCCAACCCCCACCCUCCCCACACCCACCACUGGGAAGUACCAAGUCGGGUCCAAGAACAGUACAGCCUGCCUGUUGGCCAGCUUUGCCCUGCGGCUCGGUUUCAAACAAGGGAAGAAAUAUCAGGAGAUGAACCUUGAUCCCAGUGAAAUCAACGCGUCUGGAUCAUGUGGAGUCAACAGCAGCAAGCUGGUGCUGACAUCAAAUACAACGAGAAUCGAAUUCGUCUUCACCAGUGACUCUCAGAAAUUCCACCUACAUGCACUCAACUUCACUACAAACUCUGGUUUUUCUGAGGGAAACACCAAUCUGAGUCUUUGGGAGGCAUCUCUCGGCAGCUCGUACAUGUGUAACAAGGAGCAGAACUACACCAUCACUGACUUGCUCAGCCUUUACACCUUCAACCUACAAGUGCAGCCCUUUGGAGUCAAGAACAGUGCUUUCAGUACAGCCCAUGAAUGUUCAAUGGAUGACACCAGCAUCUUAAUCCCAAUCGUUGUUGGCGCUGCACUGGCUGGCUUGAUUUUGAUUGUAGUGAUCGCUUACGUGAUUGGUCGAAGAAAGACAUAUGCUGGAUAUCAAACACUCUAAUUCAGACCAGAAAUAUCACUGGGCUCCCAAGCCUGGUCCUUGGGUUUCAUGCAAGGUGAUCAAUUGGCAAAUAACUUAAAUAUUCGAGCGUUAAAAUAAAGCUUGUAGGAUAACUGUCAAAGUAGGUGUUACUGUCUUUUGGUAUUGAUGUCAUUGGUCAUUAUGAGACAGGAAUUGCAUAUUUCUGAAUUGUAGUUCUUUUAAAGAGGUUAUACAGUAAGAUGCGUACCAAUCCAUUUGAGCAAUUUUUUUUUUUUUUCCCUCAAGGACCAAACUUGACUACCCAUAAUGUAUGUUUGUUUUCUGGAUGUCUUGUCUCUUUUUGUUGUGCACUUGCACAUUUACAAAAUCAUUUCACAAAUUUUUUACACUUUUAGCAGAAGAUGUGACAGUUUUCAGCUUGUUGUGGCAGGAUCUUGCAUUUGCUCUGCAGACCUUUUGUUUGCUUUGGUCAUUAUUUAAUCUUUAUGCACAUUUUGGUUUUUACUCAUGUUGUGGUUUGACUUUUCAUUCCCAUAAUUAUUUACAUUAAGACAGAUUUUUUUUUUCCCAGCCUUUAAACAGCAAAGAUGGUCAGCCAGCUUUCUUUGUUCCUAGAAACUUCUUUAAAAAGAAAAGUCUGCUCCAUUUGCAAAGUUGUCAGAAGAUGUGCUUUAGCCCCUGUAGAGCAGGAGAAAUGUGGCAGUUAUUGUCCUGAUUUUUGUUGCUCCAAACAGAUUAAGAAUGUCAAAUCAGAUUUGUUGUAUAAAUUCUACUAGACCCUUUAUUUAUAGGAGACGUUUCGACAUAUGUCAGCUGUAAAAGCCCAGGUGGAACUAAUGACCCAUUUGCAUUUCAAUUUAAAGGACCUAGAACUGAUUAAAAUUAGAUGAAGCCCUUGUUAAUUAUGCCUGUGCUUUUCCUGUGAUACCAUGUCAAAAUGUCUGCUGUUUAAAAGAUCUGUUACAUUUGCACAUGUUCCAGUUGGAGAAUAAAUCUAAUAAAGGACAACUGUUGCUUUCUUACAGGUUUAACUUUAGCAUUAUGUUUACAAAAGGGAUAGAACUAUUGUGUAGCUAUUGACUUUGAGCACAGAGAAGUCUGGAACAAAGAUAUUUACAUAUAAAUGCACAAAGACCAUCUUUAUAUUUUGCUUUAUGCUGCGAGUUGUCAUAUUUGUCAUCUGCAUAUAGGUCUGGGAUUGGCUUGAGGGCUGUAGCUGGAUCAGGGCAUGUUCAAGGCCCUGAAAACUUGAUUUCAAAUCCUAAGCAAUUCUCUAACUUGUAAGAAUCAGAGGUAUUUACUCAUGAGGAGUUCGACAUUUUAGGAACUUAGAUGGGGAGUGUUGGUGAGUAGAUCUGAGACAACUUUCAUGACUCGGUUAAAUAGGAAGCUUAAAAACUCAGCUAAUCUGACUCUGGGUGUAGUUUUCUCAGAUUUGACUCUGUCCUGGAAAUGUAAGCAAACAUUUAUAUUGGCAAAUCCAGAUUAGUGCAGGGAACUGUUGGUGGAAACUUGUUGUAAUGCAGGUCUCGUCACUUAACUGUACAAAGCUGAAGUAAGUUUUAUGUCCGGGGAAAUUGGUGCAAGUUCCAGUGAAGCAAUGUCAGAGAUGUAGGUAAACCCCAGCAUGUGUGUUUUUGUAAUGGUAGAAAGCCAGGGUGGCACAUGGAAGUUGCUGUGUAUUGUUGCUUAAUUCUAGCAGAGUGCUGUGUACUUUAACUUGCAGACAAUGAACUCCACUGAAUAUGAAUCCUUCACUUUUUAGAUGCUUAUAAAACUGGCUUUCCCAGGACAUUGAACUUGUAUAUGAAUAAUCGCUCUGAAUCAAAUCUGGGUUUUGUGAUUGUUGCUGUCUGGUGUGUCUCAGCUUUGUACAAACUUGGUUGCCUUAAUUAUAAAGAUGGUUUUGCAGUACAGCAUUGUUUAUGUAUCUCACUGCUAAUGUUCCCUGUCCUCAACAUGACUGAUGUGCUUUGCUCAUUACCAUUCUGUUUUCUACAUUGACUUAAUACUGUUAGGACACUUGAUUACUUGGUAUCAUUUGGGUUAUGAUGUAAAUCCUCUUCAGUAGGUGGGAACAUUGUGAGCGCGCACACGUUCAACAAGGGGAAAUUGUGUUGCAAAACCGUCUUGUCAAAAGUCAGUGUGUGUUUUGUGGAUAUGAGUGACUUUCAUUUCCGUUUUCUUGCUGUUAUAAUAAAGUGGAUUUAAUAUUGUCAACUGCUAGACUUUUUAGUAUUUUACAAUUUAUUGAAAUAAACGCUUUGCUGUCCUGGA
Molecule: messenger RNA, 3653 nt
Organism: Monopterus albus (swamp eel)
Lineage: Eukaryota; Metazoa; Chordata; Actinopteri; Synbranchiformes; Synbranchidae
Gene: lamp2
Product: lysosomal-associated membrane protein 2
Exons: 9
Coding region: 183-1394 (403 amino acids)
Biological process (GO): establishment of protein localization to organelle
Cellular component (GO): plasma membrane; late endosome membrane; lysosomal membrane
Source: RefSeq, a predicted model, not a curated record